UAUGUUACUAUAGUAGUGGAAACAUUACAGUAUAUAAGGCUAGCGUAUCGACAGCAAUAUCACAGUCAACAUCCAGCAACUUCUUCAUUAACUCAACAAUUUCAAGAUGUCGUACAGAACUUCUACUGUUGAUUCUGGAUCAGAGAACGACUUUGAAGGAUUCGUAGACAUGAAAAUGAAGCCUUCGACUUCGAAACAAACUAAGACGGCUUACAAAAGAGGAGCUGAAAAAGCGAUUGAUAAGAAAAAUAACAAAAAAAAUAAACAGGCAAAAACAAGUUCAUCUUACAGAGAAAUCUUAGAAGAGAAGUUGCGGGCGGAAGAUUAUGACGAAGAAAUCUUCAACACAAUUACAUUCAGGCAGGGAGAUGGUUUGGCUACCAUUAAAAGUUUAUUUAAUCCAGAAGAGAUUGGGACCGACUACUGGACAAUAACACACUACAAGUGUAAAAACAUUAAAAAUGUUCCUCAAAAGGAGAGGUAAAUACUAUACUUUUGUUUACUUUUUACUUAUAAUGAAAAAAAAAAAAAUAAUAAUCUACUUCUAUUCACUGUUCAGCUGAUUGAAUAAUUAAUUUAUGUUGCAGGUGGCGUCACUCUGAGGCAACUGUUAAGAUAACGACUUCUGAUAAGUCAAAAGACCAGGCAGUGAAUAACAGUUUGAAUGAGACCAUGCAGGUCAUCUUUGACGUAAUAUUGAAAGACCCUGAACGUCGGACUAUAAGAAGUAAAUUAGCUGCAUGAUAAUUGGUGUAAUAUAAAAUAAUUUUUAUCUAAAUAAAUAAACAAUAUAUAAAUAUAAAAAUAAUUUGUAUUUAAUAAAUAAACAAUAUAUAAAUAUAAAUG
Messenger RNA from Acyrthosiphon pisum (pea aphid), 846 nucleotides. RefSeq lists its product as uncharacterized. The coding region runs from base 107 to 484 and encodes 125 amino acids. The record is from RefSeq and is a predicted model, not a curated record. The transcript is spliced from 3 exons. Lineage: Eukaryota; Metazoa; Arthropoda; Insecta; Hemiptera; Aphididae.